CUGUUAUAUUGAGUCUUGCCUUUUUCAUGCUUGAAGCCAAGAACUCAAUCACAGUGUGAUCAAUAUGCAGAUUCUCUGCAACUCUACUUUUUCUUUCCUCCCAAUAAUUUGCUGGGGUCACUCAAUCUAAAUGGUGCCUGGAGGCAGUAUUGGGAUGGAUGGGAAGAGAGCAAACAACUGUGGCUUCAUCUUGAUAAAAUGGAAAUACCAGUUGACCUUUGAAUCUGUGGAAGUAUAGUAUCUGACCAGGGUUAAGUGGAAUUGCAGGUAUCCUGAGGAACUGAAUGGUCCUUGACUCAGUACAUUCCUUAAGCUCUACCUGAUGUUGAAAGUUUUAAAAUAAAAUGAAUAAAUAUCCACAUUCAGAUUACCAGAUGAAAUAUUAUUCAACCAUAUGAUGAUAUUUGAACCAUUUUAUAUGAUUUGUAAAAAAAAAAUGAAUUCCAAGAACAGUUCUGAGACAGUAGUUGAAGCUUCCAGGAAAGGAAUGUACCGUAUAUUCCUGUGCCAAGUAGCAAGCCCUGAAAGAGUACUGUAGAAAUGUAAAGCCAGAACAGGAGGCGUGUGGAUGUUUCUGUAUUUUAUUGGUCUGUAUUGAUUUGGUGUUCUUCUUUUUCUCACAGUCACCUGAGGAGAUUGAUAAAAAAAUGCUUAAGCCUGAUGCAGAAAACAGAAAUGCUCAAAAUGAGCCAAUUGAAGAUACUGAUGUAUUUACUCGGAAACAUUCAGAGAACCUUUUUCAGAGAACAGAGGUUCUGGCAGCGGUUAUUGCUGGUGGAAUCAUUGGCUUUCUUUUUGCAAUCUUCCUUAUCUUGCUUUUGGUGUACCGCAUGAGAAAGAAGGACGAAGGGAGUUACGACCUCGGGGAGCGUAAACCCUCCAGCGCUGCCUAUCAGAAGGCACCCACUAAAGAGUUUUAUGCAUAAAACUCUAAACGUAGUGUCUCUAUUUCAGAGAUCACUGAACUUUUUAAAUAAAGCUUUUUUUUUUUUUGGCCUAGAAUAAUGAAGAACUUUUUUUUCAUUAAAGAGCCUUUAUGGC
Messenger RNA from Thamnophis sirtalis, 1041 nucleotides. Lineage: Eukaryota; Metazoa; Chordata; Lepidosauria; Squamata; Natricidae. The record is from RefSeq and is a predicted model, not a curated record.